AUGGAAGGAAUGCCAACCAUCGACACAGCAAAGACAGCGAACUCUGGAUCAGAUGAUAGAGAGGAGCCUGCAAGGGUCAUGGGGGCAUCCUUGCAAAACUUGCAGAACACCAGACUGCUAGAUUUCUCCUAUUCUAGCCCAGGGGUCUCAAAGUACCGGCCACAUCGAAGUGACAGAUGCUACAGACUGACUGCAGUGUGUCUGGGGCUGCUGUGUGUUUUCCUGCUGGCUGUCAUUAUAGUGCUGUGUGUCUGCUUCAACAACCUAACUAGAGAGAGAGACCAGUUACAAAUCAGGUACAACAACCUGACUGCAGAGCGAGACCAGUUGCUGAAAGAGAGACAAAAGUAUCAAAAUGUGUUCUCUGAACUGGGUUGGAUAUAUUUCAGUCACAGUCUGUAUUACAUCUCUACUGAAUGGAAGAGCUGGAGUGAGAGCAGACAGGACUGUACAGACAGAGGAGCAGACCUGGUCAUCAUAAACAGUGAAGAGGAACAGGAGUUUGUUAAUAGUCUGUGGAAGCUGAGUCAGUCAGGCCUUUGGAUUGGUCUGACUGACAGAGACACAGAGGCAGUGUGGAAAUGGGUGGAUGGUACAGCACUGAGCACUGGGUACUGGGGUGAAGGGGAGCCUAAUAAUAGUGGACAGUCAGGAAAUGAGGACUGUGUUGUUCUUGAUUGGCCUGACACUUGGAAUGAUAUACCUGAAGGGGAAAUGCCAGGUGGUGAAGAUGCUAAGAACUCCAGCGGGGAAAUUGCCCUGAAAGCAUCUACGAGUGUUGGACUUACCAAAGCCAAACCCCCAGCAGUCAUGGAGAAGGCUCUAAAGAGACAUUACAGACUGUAG
Messenger RNA from Chanos chanos (milkfish), 846 nucleotides. Its product is annotated as C-type lectin domain family 4 member E-like. Bases 1 to 846 code for a protein of 281 amino acids. Lineage: Eukaryota; Metazoa; Chordata; Actinopteri; Gonorynchiformes; Chanidae. The record is from RefSeq and is a predicted model, not a curated record. The transcript is spliced from 9 exons.